This is a messenger RNA of Melampsora larici-populina 98AG31, 894 nucleotides long. RefSeq lists its product as uncharacterized. The transcript has a single exon. Bases 133 to 333 code for a protein of 66 amino acids. The record is from RefSeq and is a predicted model, not a curated record. NCBI's taxonomy places the organism in Eukaryota, Fungi, Basidiomycota, Pucciniomycetes, Pucciniales, Melampsoraceae.
UCGUUUUUAAUCUUUAGUUCUUUCUUAGGUUGUUUAGCUAGAUUGUUUACCACUCUUACUGAAACAGGUGAUUUCACUUUACUUUUGAAUUUCGGAGCCGGUACUUUACUUAAUGGGAUCUUAUCUUUACAAAUGAUUUCUUAUUGGAAUGAAUCUUCAACUAAUCCGUUUCCUCAACUUGAUUCCUUUGAUUCAAUCGAAUUAUCUCAUUCUACUUCGAUCUCUUCUUCUGAUCAUUCUCCAAUCAAAAGAUUUAAUUCAAAUCAUUCUAAUCUUUCUCAUCCUAGAAUCAAUUUAAACAAACCAAAACAAUGGACACGUAAAGCAGAUUAAACUCUUCGUUUUCUUCUUCUUACCUUUUGGUCUUUCUAUUCAUAAAUCAAAUUAAUUCUUUCUUUCUUUCAUUUUUUUGUUUUUUUUCGGUGAUUUGAUUUGGUUUUUAUGUUAGAUUUUUUUUGGGGUGGGGCGGUAGAGAGGUGUGAUUUUCAAUAAUUUAGUAUGAUUUUAAAUUGAUUCAUCGUUUAAUGAUGAUUUAAUUUUCGAAAAUCAAAAUUGGAUAACACUUUUUGUUUUUGUUUUCUUCUUCCAAAGUGGAUUUUAAAGAUCGUUAAAGUUGUAAAUGUUUUGUUUUAGAAGACAGAAAGAAAGAAAGAAAAAAAGAAAUCUAAUGAUGAUUCCCACCACAAAAAAAAACUUAAGAAGAACAAAUUAGACUUCAAGAUUGUUUGUUUUAUAUUUAUGAUAUCUUUCAUUAAACCAAACCAAUUAGAAUAAAAAAAAUCGAUACCUUUUCUCGUGUGUGUGUGUGUUUUUCAUUUAUAGAAAUUUGUUUCGUAGAUGUUUUGUAUGUUCUUUUGUUGCCUGCCUAGAUGAAAUGUGAUUUUAUUUUAAAGC